Amoebophrya sp. A25 is the source of this 2393-nucleotide messenger RNA. The record is from the annotation of a GenBank genome assembly. Lineage: Eukaryota; Dinophyceae; Syndiniales; Amoebophryaceae.
GUUUUGUUGUAUCGUCUAGUCCCGCUUUAUUGUUACCCAUACAUGGUCACUUCUGAAGAUGUUUUCGUUGUAGCACUAUCUAUGUAUGACCACCCCAGUAAUGCUGAUCAUGCAAGGACCCGAAAGUUUCAAAAAAUUUAUUCAUUUUUUUAUGGUGUUAAAAAAAAGAAGCAAGUUGUAUUAUGGCAUACAAAAAAAGCAAAAUGAAAACCAAGAAGCAGACCGGUGUUGUAAGAACUCCAAUCAUUCUCGUCGCCACUAUCAGUUGCAAAGAGGAGGACCUUUUCGCUUUUCGACAAGCUGGUGUUGUUCAACAUUCAGGUUCUUCAAAGUUGCUGCUUCCCAACUACACUGCUCUGCCUCUAAGAUCUGCCGGUGAACACUGGCUAACUUGCAAUCUUCUUAAUCUUCGCUCUACCAAAUGAUUGGAAUGAUGGAUUGGCUUUCUACCAUUUCAUGAUUGGAUUGAUGUGGUUUUCCUUUUUUAUCUCUCAGGAUCUGCAACUGCACCUUCUAAAAAAUAGCUCUUGUACUCGGAUCUAGUUUCUUAAGUAGAUAACCUUGCACUAUGUCCAUGAUGUUGCACAGUAGUUGUAGUAUCGCCUACGCCUGCUUGAUCAUCGGUGCUUGGUACUAGUUCUUUCUCUAUUCUAAGAGUAAGAGUAUUGGCCACGACUAGUAUUCCAAGAAAAAUGUCCAUCAUGUUGUCAAGUGUGGGUCCGCAACUUCCUCCGUCGGCCAAUAAUGGUCCGCACGACCGACGCCGCUCUGAAGUGUCAGACGCAUUCCUCCAGAUAGACGAAGAUGACGCCUCUGACAGCACAUCAUCUUCCAGCUCAGAUCAUGGCAUGCGCCCGCUUGAGCCCUGGCUGCCUUGGCUCUUCAUCGGCGGAAAAGACGAAGCCAAGGAUUUAAACCUCUUGCGCAAACACAAUGUGAAAUACGUCAUAAAUUGCACACCACCAAAGACUGAGGGAGGCCUGUUGAACUUCCACGAAAAAAGCCACGCUGGAGCUAUAAGUUACUUGAGUUAGGAUGUACCAGAUGCGGAUAAUAAUCACAGAGUAAUUUACUUAUAAGGUAGUGGCAAUGCCAGCACGACGCAUGGUUCAUGGAGUAGCUGCAUGGAGUGCAUGGAGCGCAGAUCCAUAAGGGACGCAAAAAGCGCCCCCUUUAGCUCCAUACAACUAUCUCGUCUCCCAUCAUCCGUCUAAUUUGAGAUUGUGUUCAGCAUGAUUUUCAUAUAAGAUCCAAAGUACCUUUUCCGAAUAAGAAUAAAAAGCGAGGCUCUUGGUCUAAAACUGAUAUCUCGUCUCCCAUCAUCCUUCUAAUCCCCUAAAUCAUCCCCUACAUCAUCCCAUCAUCUUUCUAAUCCCCACUACGGAUGCAAGACAACGCGAGUGAAAAGUUGGAACGUUGGUUACCUCCAGCAUUCGAAUUCCUUAAUCAAUGUCGGAUUCGGCAAGACGGCGCUUGCUUGGUCCAUUGCAAGGAAGGAAUAUCACGCUCAGUUUCAGUGGUCAUCGCUUACAUGCUAGCACAUUUUUGGAGUUGUCCUAGGUUUUCUGGUGCAGGGAACGGGGAAGUAGGGGAUAUUACUAGGAAUGGGACUGCGAAUACAGCGAAUAGUACUACACCUACAACUAUUGAUCCUUCUCCUUCACUAGGACAUACUACGCUUACAACUAUUAAUCCUUCUCCUUCACUAGGACAUACUACGCUGAAUCCACCUUCUUCUUCAUCUGCAGCAGAGGUCGUCCAAACAUGCUUGCGUGAGAUACGAGAUAUAAGCGGCUGUAGGCGAGAAGCAAAUCCGAACUCGUCGUUUAUACAGCAAUUGGAAAAACUCAGUUCACAUCUAGCCCAUUUGAAGGGUGAUGACGUGUAUAAGGAGGAGAAGUCACGGAUAGACGAAUACUUGAUGCUUGCGCAGAAGAAGAAGCGAGGCCGAAGCAGAAGGGAUUGCAGUGUCGAGAAGGAUGAUGUAGAUGAACAAGAAAAGAGAGAUGAAGGUUCUUUGAAAGCGUCGAAAAAGAGACGAGGUAGCAGUGGUGGUGUCGUGGGACCGGUAAUGGAGCCAUCGAUUGGACCGAGGGUAGGUCCGAGCAUAGGUCCAGCAGGACCACCAAUAGGACCUGUAGUAGGUCCGACGGUAGGUCCGAGCAUAGGUCCAGCAGGGCCACCAAUAGGACCGGCAGGGCCACCGAUAGGGCCCACCGUAGGACCACAAGUAGGGUCACGCCCUGGCUCUCCUCUGAUGAAAAAUGGAUUGAUAUCAGCUGGACCCUGCAUUGAUCCGCAAAUAGGACCGGCAUUGCCUCCUCAGAAUAGUAGAAGUUCUAAAUGAGCCUUUUUUUGCAAUGCAGGAGGGUCAUGAAAGUACUUAAAAUUAC